This is a messenger RNA of Hordeum vulgare subsp. vulgare (domesticated barley), 1820 nucleotides long. RefSeq lists its product as uncharacterized. Bases 85 to 1494 code for a protein of 469 amino acids. The transcript is spliced from 12 exons. Gene Ontology annotation, biological process: mRNA splicing, via spliceosome. Gene Ontology annotation, molecular function: RNA binding. Lineage: Eukaryota; Viridiplantae; Streptophyta; Magnoliopsida; Poales; Poaceae. The record is from RefSeq and is a predicted model, not a curated record. Gene Ontology annotation, cellular component: nucleus.
UCGGCCCAUUAAACCACUCCGGCAAGGCGACGACGCUGGGGAAGCGGCGGGCACCCACGAGAGCUCCUCCGGCGAACGGUGGCGAUGGACGGCAGCGACGCCGACCCCGGGACGGGAAGCGGCGGCGGGGGGUUCGAGUGGGACGCGGAUUCCCAGCUCUACUACCACGCCAGUACUGGGUUUUACCAUGACCCUAUCGCUGGCUGGUACUACAACAGCACAGAUGGUCAGUACUACAUCUAUGAGAAUGGAGAUUACAUGUUAUGGACUUCAGAUGCGGGCAAGGAACCCAAUGUACAGAGUCCAUGUGAUGAAGCUAGCCAAAGUUUCCUGGAAUCCUCCAUAUUCAAACAGGGCAAGGAACCCAAUGUACGGAGUCCAUGUGAUGAAGCUAGCCAAACUUUCCUGGAAUCCUCUUCAGGACCGGAACUGGAUAUUCCACAUCAACCGCCAUCAGAAUGGCUGGAGGAAACACUAAUUAACAUGUAUUUAUCAGGAUACUCUAAUAUAGAGGUCAACACUGAAAAUUUGCUAGGAGAAUCACAGAUAAGUGAGGAAGGCAAAAGUGAUGCAGUUGAGAACAAUCUCAGUAACGUGGCUUCAGAUAAUGCGUCAGACUCUCUGAAUGAUGCUACAUUACAGCAAAUAGAAGAUAAAAUGCAAAUCGAGAACUUCACAGCUGUGCAUGAAUCUUUAGGGGAAGAAGAAGAGAAAUGGCUUUCUCAGUAUGGUCAAGUAGAGAGAGUAAAUGAUGAGCUGCCAUUGUUUCCGAGCGUUGAUCUUUGGGACUGGCAUAUGGUCGCAGAACCUGUUAGCAAAGGCCAGCCCGUGACUAGGCUUGUGGGACGUUUAACGAGGGGUUCUAGUAAGCUUCAUCCUUCACUGCCUGCUCGUGGUGGCCUUCUAAGAACCGCUCCUGUGCGUGAAGUUCAUCUUGAUCUUGUACGUGUUUCAUCAGGGAAGUUGUACAGGCUAAGGAACCCAAGCAGAAAAUACCUGGCCUCUUUAUCAGCGUAUGAUUCUUCGAACCCAACAAAAGAUUGGGCUUUUCCUGACCUAUAUGCCAACCCUAAUAACAAUUCAGAUAAGCAGUUUACUGCAUGUUGCCUGUCUGAAGUUGCUCAUGAAUCUUCUACCGGGGAAGGUGUUUCAGCUGCUAGUGGCAAGCAGCACAAGAUAAAUACUUAUAGGGACAGGGCUGCUGAGAGAAGAAUCCUACACCGCGGCUUAGGGAUAGGACCUGGGCAGAAGCAAAGUAACGGCAUAAGUUCUGAUGAAUAUGAAGAGGCAAUCGAGGACAUGGACUCAUUGGGAGUUGGACCAGUUGAUAUGAACUUAUGUUCCAGUGGUUUGAAGUCUGCCAAGAGAAUCAUGGAGAACAUGGGCUGGAAAGAAGGAGAGGCCCUUGGUAAAAGCAGACAGGGUAUUGUAGAACCUAUACAGCCUACUUUCAACAAACAUGGUGCUGGUUUGGGAUGGAACCAAACCCGCUGAGACGUUCUAAUCUCUGAACCCCUGUACAUGGUGAUUCCAGCGUAUAUUUUUUUACCUCCGGAGGAUAGGUGUAACAAAUCCAUGGUCAUCGCGGCAGUCCUGACUGUUCCAAGGACAUUGUAUUACUAAUGCAGUAAAGGCACCAGAGGAUGCUGUGGAAAUCUGAAUUUCAGCAGCGGUUACCAUGGAUUCACGAAGUUCUUACUCCUUUCGUGACUAAUCUAUUUCGAUUUGUAAAUAUAACAAGAGAGAGCAUUUGAUGUGAUGGUCAAAAUAUCUCUAUCUGCAUUUACUCUUUUGUUUGUUAUAAUGGUGUUAGUUGAUUU